AUGAGUGCGCACAGGCCGGGUGACAAGUCGUUGGGUGCUGGGUGGCGCGUGCCGUCCGCCCCACGCGCACUGGCAGGCCUAGUGCGCUUCCACGGCGCGCACUUCACCACAACCCCGCGCUCGCCUUCCGCUUUAUCUGCUCUCCUCGCGACGGCCGACAAAGGGCUGAGCACGGAGCUCUACGCCGGGCUACUCGCCAACCCGCUGUUCCGGGCCUACGCGCUGCCUCUUGGCCCGCGCGCGCCGCUCGACGGGUGGGUCAGCGCGCUGUUUGACGAGAUUGGGUUCGUGCCGCAGCGCUUGUCGGAGCUCCUGGCGCUGUUCGAGGGGAGCGCUGGCAGCAGCAAGGGGAGACAGCUUGAUGACGAUAACGACUUUGGGCCGUUCACAUACCGCCUUGAUGUGGUUCGCAGGUUUUGA
Molecule: messenger RNA, 420 nt
Organism: Vanrija pseudolonga
Lineage: Eukaryota; Fungi; Basidiomycota; Tremellomycetes; Trichosporonales; Trichosporonaceae
Exons: 2
Coding region: 1-420 (139 amino acids)
Source: RefSeq, a predicted model, not a curated record